This is a messenger RNA of Talaromyces atroroseus, 1014 nucleotides long. RefSeq lists its product as hypothetical. The record is from RefSeq and is a predicted model, not a curated record. Bases 1 to 1014 code for a protein of 337 amino acids. NCBI's taxonomy places the organism in Eukaryota, Fungi, Ascomycota, Eurotiomycetes, Eurotiales, Trichocomaceae. The transcript has 2 exons.
AUGGAAAAUAUGCGCAAGAUUUUCGCGCGCCUUCAAAGCCAGUCUUUAACAUUGACUCGUGCCGAUAUGGACCAUCCGGCAAAAGAUCAUCGCGAAAUACCGGUGACUCCUCAUAUUUCAAUAGAUGUCCCCGGAUCUUUCGCUUCCAUUGCGGAAGCGCGUGACUACUUUGAAAGCAUUUAUCAGAUAUGCGUUCAUCACUAUCCCAGAAUCAUGCAGUCCACACCAGCUGUUGAGGCUCCUAAUAUGUCCACCUAUCUAAUCCAGCAAUACGGAGCCCUAUUUCACAAAUGGCGCACUGCUUUGGUCCACUUCGAAGAGUCUCGUGGCGAGUCGCUAACUACGAAAGAACGGAUAGGCCUUAAACUACUCCAUAUUCAUAAGAACAAUACAAUGAUGUACUAUGAGUAUGCAAGAUCUAGCGAGGCCGCACUCUUCUCCAAGGAGACGAUGCCUUUCUCCUGGGAUGAUCAUAAUCGUCAAUUUGAAGAGAUCGUCUCCUUGGCAGCCUCUGUAAUCGAGACAUCUUAUGAUGCCAGUCCCUUCAAUCACUCAAAUGAAGGAAGAAUCCGGCCAUCAUUUUCGCUUGAUAACGGUGUGGUUGGUCCGCUUUAUAACGUUGCUACUUUGUGUCGCGAUCCGUUUAUUCGCCGUAGGGCUGUUGAUUUACUGCGUUCAGCACGGCGGCAAGAAGGAAUUUUCAACAGCGACCUCUGUGCAAUCGUCGCGGAAAAGAUUAUUUCAAUCGAAGAAACUGCUGCUGAGAAGGUCAUUUUAGACUAUCAGAGCGAUCUUCUGUCCUUGGAAUCUAUCAUUUCUAACAAAAAGCUGGAAAAACCGGGGAGUGAGAUUACGAAAAGUUCGGGAAUACCCAAUACCGUGCGUCUGACAUAUGCUUACCCGAAAUUCGACAUAUUCAAGAAACAGAUGUUCUUGACAAUCGGCCAGUCGAUGAAAGCUGAUAUCAAUAUCCCUUUGCCUGCGAUGAGCUUCCUAGUAGAUGUGCCAAACUAG